Cylindrotheca closterium is the source of this 2367-nucleotide messenger RNA. The record is from the annotation of a GenBank genome assembly. Lineage: Eukaryota; Bacillariophyta; Bacillariophyceae; Bacillariales; Bacillariaceae.
AUGAAGAAUCAAAAUUCAAAUCAGCAUUUCACAGAUAGAUCCGGAGAAGAAGAAAGUAAGCCACUCCUUGCUUCUGUGUCGUCGAAAACUCCACCAUCCCCACCAGAAGUCAAACGCACAAGUCGAAGAACCAGAGAACGGGAAGAAGCUACUGAAAACAGCAAUGGGAAGGCAUACAACAAUUACAAUGCAAUCUCAUCAACUUCAGCAUCAACGUCAGCAUCAACGUCAGCAUCAAUAUCAACAAGCCAAGAGAAGCUACAACGCGACAAUAAGUGGGAGACUGCUGUUGCAGCAACAAGUAUGAAUACCACCACCAAUUUUGGAAUUUGCAAAUUAUUCCUCUGGGUUUUUACCAUUCUGGUGGUUGGCUAUCAUUUGGGUCGUGCCAUUCUUCAUUCGAGGUUGGUCCUGAAACCUGACAGUAAUACUAAGGGACACCACCAACAGCCUACCUUUCUUUCCAUUGUGAAUCCCCAAAGCAUGGACUAUAUUCGGAUUCGGCAACAUUAUGCUCAGUAUAAACAGUGGCAACAAAAUAUUGGUACGCCCAUGAAUCUUCUGACAACGCUACCAGAAGACGAUUCAUCACAGGAGCCCUCAUUGUGGAAACUCCAAUUGGACAAAACUGAAAUGCACAGUCCACAUGAAUCUUUGACCGUUUCUUGGAAGCAUCUUGCGACUCUUAGUGAUGCUGGUGUUCCGUUGCUGCAAGAAGAUGAUUUGAUUGCCUUGCAUUGCACCAGUAUGAGUUCCAAAGUCAAGACCAUGGAGAUUGCCACGAUUGCACAAGCCAGGGCCACAUCUCAAAAACAUGCUCCAGAUUUGUACCGGAAUCAUCUUGACGAAUGGGUCAUUCCGGCAUUUCCCAUGGUGCGAGAAUCCCAUUGUUGGUUUGCCGUCUACUCCUCCUCGGCUGUCUAUAACAAUAGCAAUAGCAAUUCGGAUGACGAGACAUUGGAGGAACAACGGUACCCCAUGCUUGCCCACUCGCCCAUUUUGGAAUUCUUCCUAAAAGAAAUGCCAACCCACAUUCAUUUGGCCCGAGGGGACGAUCCCACCAAAAUGAUUGUUCACUUUUCAACAGUCCAAGACGGUCAUCCACUGGCCAUGUAUGGGGUGGGAACCGACGUGAGUCAAAAGGAGGAAGGCACUUCCACCACCUAUCAUGCAACAGACAUGUGUACGGCACCGGCGAAUGAAACCGAUACUGGCAAAUUCAUCGAUCCAGGAAUUUUGCACACGGUUGAAUUGACUGGAUUGGUACCCAAUACUGUCUAUUCCUACAAGGUGGGAUUGACUUUUGGACAGGGCGUCGUUUGGUCGGAUACGUUUAUCUUCACUAGUCCUGCCACGACCAACUUUUUCAAUGAGACGGCUGGCGAUAAUACUACCUAUACAUAUCUGGUCUAUGGAGAUCAAGGGUGUCCCUCUGUCGGGUGGGGAGAAGGCGGCAAGUGGACUGCUGCCAUGGCGGCCCGUGAGGCAACCGCCCGAGAGGUCCAUCACAUUGGUGAUUUGAGUUAUGCGCGUGGAGCAGCACAUAUUUGGGAUGAGUGGUUGGCCAUGGUUUCGGGUUCCUUUGCUACCAAAUUACCACUCAUGGUUGCCGUUGGAAAUCAUGAAUACGAUCACACCACGGGCGGAGAUCAUGGAAAGGAUCCCAGUGGUCUGGACGAAGUACAUGGAUUCAUGCCGUCAUGGGGCAACAUGGGAGACGACUCUGGAGGUGAAUGUGGAGUGCCGACCUCCAAGCACUUUCAAAUGCCCGCUUCGUCUCCUGACAGCAAUGGAGUCUUUUGGUAUUCCUACGAUUCGGCCAACGUACAUACCAUUGUGUUGUCCAGCGAACAUGAUCUUGCCUCAUCUUCUGUACAGUAUCAGUGGCUCGAAGCUGACUUGUCGACGGUCAAUCGAACUAUAACACCCUGGGUGGUUGUCGAGCUUCACCGGCCCUUGUAUUGCAAUGAGGCGUUGUGGCCAGAUGUUGCCACGGGAAUUGGCAUGCGACAAGAAUUUGAGAAUUUGUUGGGAUGGUACGGCGUGGAUCUGGUCUUGGCAGGGCACGUCCAUUCCUACUUUCGAUCUUGUGCGGGUCUUUGGCACAGCCAAUGCAACAAUGGGGGUCCAACACAUCUCGUAGUUGGAGCUGCGGGGGCCAUGUUGGAUAAUUCUCCGUCGUAUUCCCAAGAAUGGGCUGUCAAGAAUAUUCAAGGGGUAUAUGGUUAUGGACGCAUCACGGUCCACAAUGAGACCUGGAUGCACUUUGAGUUCGUACAGGCAGGUCCAGAUGACGACCCACAUGCUGGAGAUGUGCUGGACGAGGUUUGGGUCACUCAUUCAACAAAAGACGACAGCGUAGAGUAA